This is a messenger RNA of Mytilinidion resinicola, 1472 nucleotides long. Its product is annotated as disulfide isomerase. Bases 96 to 1190 code for a protein of 364 amino acids. The record is from RefSeq and is a predicted model, not a curated record. Lineage: Eukaryota; Fungi; Ascomycota; Dothideomycetes; Mytilinidiales; Mytilinidiaceae. Gene Ontology annotation, cellular component: endoplasmic reticulum. Gene Ontology annotation, molecular function: protein disulfide isomerase activity. The transcript has 2 exons. Gene Ontology annotation, biological process: protein folding.
ACGAGGCUCAAAGAACAACCCCCACACUUCAUAUAAAGCUGUUCAAAUACACCACCAACCCCCAGUAUAUACGAGAACGCCGAAUACUACCCGUUAUGCUUCUCAAUCUCCUCCUCCCGGCGUUUGCGCUCCUUACAUCCUCCACCGUCGCCGCAUCCUCCUCCGUCAUCGACCUUAUCCCAAGCAACUUCGACAGUGUGGUCCUAAAGUCAGGCAAGCCCGCGUUGGUCGAGUUCUUUGCUCCCUGGUGCGGCCACUGUAAGAACCUUGCUCCGGUGUACGAAGAACUAGCCUCGGCUUUUGCAUACGCAUCAGAUAAGGUAGUCAUUGGCAAGGUUGAUGCGGACGAGCACAAAUCGCUUGGGAAGCAAUUCAAAGUCCAGGGCUUCCCCACCCUUAAGUGGUUUGAUGGCAAGAGUGAUACUCCUUCGGAAUACAGUGGAGGCCGGGACUUGGAGAGCUUGAGCAAAUGGAUCACGGACAAGACCGGCCUGAAGCCUAAGGUCAAGGGCAAGGGCAAGGUUGCCAGCUCUGUGGUUAUGCUGGAUGAUAAGAGCUUCGAGGAGAAGAUUGGCAAGGAUCAAGAUGUUCUCGUAGCAUUCACGGCGCCAUGGUGUGGACACUGCAAGACUCUUGCUCCAACCUGGGAAUCCCUCGCCACUGACUUCGUCGCCGAGCCUACAGUCUUAAUCGCCAAAGUUGACGCCGAAGCACCGAACGCCAAGAAGACCGCUGGAGAUCAGGGCGUCUCAUCCUACCCCACAAUCAAGUUCUUCCCCAAGGGCUCCACCGAGGCCGUUCCAUACGAGGGAGGCCGCAACGAGAAGGACUUCGUUGCCUACAUCAACGAGAAGGCUGGUACGCACCGCGCCGUGGGUGGCGGCCUGGAUGCCACUGGUGGCACCAUUGAGGCACUCGACACCAUUGCCGAGAAGUUCUAUGGCGCCUAUGGCGAUGGUCUCGAGGAGAUCAAGAAGGCGGCACAGGGAUUGCAGGAUAAGUAUGCCGAAUACUACGUCAAGGUAUUCCAGAAGGUCGACGCCAACAAGGGAUACGUCGAGAAGGAGCUUAAGCGCCUAGAAGGUCUGCUCAAGAAGGGCAGCCUUGCUCCGGAGAAGGUUGAUGACUUGACCAGCCGCAGCAACAUUCUCAGGCGGUUCUUGGGCAAGCAGGAGAAGAGCGAGUUGUAGAGGAUUGCAAAUAUGACGUUACGGUUGGAUAUUAUUACAGGGAGACAACGGACUGCUGCAUGGCGGGGUGACUGCUUAGACUGUUGUACCGAAGGCCUUUGUAACUCUACAAAAGAUAUCUGGAGGGCGUUCUGGAGAGGUUGCCUAAGUCUGGCUUGAUAUAAUAUUGCUUUAGGGCUGCGUGAUUUACACAAACUAUGUACUAGAGUGGCAUGUGAUGUGACUUCAUAACCAGCGCUUUGCCAACCUGAUAGUACCCAAAUUACGAACUCCAAGGAACUC